Molecule: messenger RNA, 5911 nt
Organism: Poeciliopsis prolifica (blackstripe livebearer)
Lineage: Eukaryota; Metazoa; Chordata; Actinopteri; Cyprinodontiformes; Poeciliidae
Product: phospholipid phosphatase-related protein type 5-like
Exons: 6
Coding region: 228-1157 (309 amino acids)
Biological process (GO): signal transduction; phospholipid dephosphorylation; phospholipid metabolic process
Molecular function (GO): phosphatidate phosphatase activity
Source: RefSeq, a predicted model, not a curated record
CCUCUCUCCCCCCGUCUCACACACUCUGUGCUGAAGAGCACCAGGAGCUGUGAGCGGAGGAAGCGGGAAUAACGUGGCUCCUCGCGAGCAGCCGAGCCGUUAUGAGCGAGUCAGCAGCGCCUCUCAGCUCUGCCACCGGCUAGCACCGGGAGGAGAGGAGGAGGCGGGGGGAGGAAACCGCAAUAAAGGGGUUUCUAAAUAAAUGUCUCUCGCUGUCCAUCUACAUCAUGCUGUACUUCCAGCUGGUGAUAAUGGCCGGGACCAUCAUGCUGGCCUACUACUUCGAGUACACGGACACCUUCACCGUGCACGUGCAGGGUUUCUUCUGCUACGACACGUCGUACACCAAGCCGUAUCUGGGGCCGGAGGACAACAGCGCUGUCCCACCCAUCCUGCUGUACGCUGUGGUGGCCGGGCUGCCCACGCUGCUGAUCACAAUCACUGAAACGGUAUUGUUCCUGGUCCAGUACACAUCCAAAGAGUUUGAUCGCUCAGAGAAGACAGUGGCAACUGGUGACUGCUGUUACCUCAACCCGUUGGUGCGCAGAAUCUUCCGUUUCCUUGGAGUCUACGCCUUUGGCCUCUUCACGGUUGACAUCUUCGUCAAUGCAGGGCAGGUAGUGACAGGGAACUUGGCACCGUACUUCCUGACGGUCUGUAAGCCAAACUACACAGCACUCGGGUGUCAACAGGCGCAGCGCUACAUCAGCCACCAAGAGGCCUGCACAGGGAAUCAAGAUGAUGUCGUCAGGGCCCGCAAGACCUUUCCCUCAAAGGAGGCUGCUCUCAGCAUCUACGCCGCUCUCUAUCUGGCUAUGUAUGUGACCUGCACGGUCCAGGCCAAGGGGACACACCUGGCCAAGCCCGUCAUGUCUCUGGGGUUCAUGUGUCUCGCCUUCCUCACUGGUCUGAACCGUGUGGCGGAAUACCGCAACCACUGGUCGGAUGUCAUCGCAGGUUUUAUCAUUGGCAUGGCGAUCGCCACCUUCCUGGUGGUAUGUGUUGUUCAUAACUUCAAAGGCAAGCUGCUGCUGAAUGGGGACUCUCCUGCUGAGCCGCAGCACAACACGGCCAUGCUGAACAUAGGCCACUUGGACAGUCCUCUGGAGAAGUACAUCGCUUCCCAGAAUCACAUCGCCUUCGCUGAGGUCACAUGAUGUGGAAUCAGCUGUAUGGCAGACCCAUUGGACGUCCACACUCUUUACUGUCCAGUCUUAUUAACCGAGUGCACCAGUAAACCAUACUGUGUGUGCGUGUGUGUGUUUGUUGUUGUUAUUCUAUGUUGUCUCUAUCAGGCUCCUAUUGUCAUCCAGUUUACUGAAUUCAAAACGGGGCAAAAAAAGCUGAGUAGCAACUCAGUGAGACAGGCUGCUUCUGCUAUCCUCCAUCUAUGCACUUAUUCUGAGUUUUUAUCAAACUCUUUCCUUCCAAAUAAGUAAUUUUAAAGCUGUUAAUUCUAAAGGCUUCAACAACCAGAAUAAUUGAACAUUUUUACAUACAAGUAAAACAGUUUUGUUGCAAUGUAGUCGUGUCAUACAGAAGCACUCCCAUUUUAAAUUUUGAGAGUUUUAUAUGUUAAAAGGAAAAAUAAAACAUUUUUUUAAAUGUGCAAUAUAUGAGCUGGUAAAGACCAUAUCAGUUCUACUUUAUGCCAAACUAAUAGCUCAGGUUACACUUUCUGUUUGAGUUGGUGACAUGACAGAAAAAAAAAUAUCUGAACAGCAAAUUGACAAAUGGGAUUUUUACACUGGAUGCAGAUUCAGUACUUGGUAAACUUAUUAAACUCAGACUUAAAAAAAGAACUCAAAUAUCUGUAAAAAGUUUGAUGUCCAAAAAUAAUCCAAAUUUAACAGAAGUUGUCCUCUAGUGUGAAUGACUGAUGUUAGAGAAAAGGUUUUACUUAAAUAUGAUUAAACCUUUUCAGAAACAUUUGUUCCUGAACAGCAUUUUGAUUACGCCAAUUUUUCCUUUCAUUUCAUUUAUCUAAUCUCUGUAGAGUUGCACCAUUCCAAAAAAUUCCCUGUCUGCUUUUAGGCAAUAUGACCUAGCUUGUUUUGAAUAGGUCUGUUUAGAUUUUAUAGUUAUUUGUUUGUUUUCUGUAAAAUCUGUCCUUAGAGGUGUUUUCUUGUUUUUUUUCUCCUUUCUUUUUGAGCCAAAAAAACAAACAUCUGAGCUGUCCCAGUCAGCACUACCUGGAGCAACACCAGAAUGUCCCGCCCCAUGCCGCUGCUGUGAAUCACUUACCUCAGUUUUAUUAAGAACUUUAGAACCAGAACCAGAAAAAUUUAGUUCAAUCAAAUCAAAGUCAGAAAGAUGCAUUGAAAACAUUUGUGUGUAUGAAUGUGUACACUAAAUGGUGGGACUGUACUGUAACAAAAUUGUUGAAAACUUGAUCAGCCGCACAAUCAUCUUGUCGUUCUUUCAGUUCAUCCUGUUGUUUCAGUCAGGAACAGCACAUCCAACAGGACAAAAGUAUUCUGUUUCUCCAGUGAAAAUAUUCAUGAGAUUUGUCCUCCAUGUAUUUAUGUUUUUUUGAGAUCAGCAUCUGCAGCAUGCUCUACCAGAUAUUCUUCCUGGGGUCAAGAGAGAGGUUACAUUUAUGAAAAAAAAUCAUAUUAGAGAUGAAGUAUUAAAAUAACACAUUCCAUCUUCCCGCAUUUUAAAGAAAGACACAAACAUUAGUUUAAGUUAGGGGGAUAAUUUAGAUUCAGGUCAGGUCUUCUGAAUGCUGCCGUGUUGCUGUUCUCAGAGCUUCAUUCCCUGCUGAUCUUUCUGUUGUAGAAAUUGUUUUUUUCCUCUAACAGCACUUAGAAACUAUGAUUUACAGUCAGGAUUAGUUCAGAAAUCAGGUCUGUCUGUGUGCACACUGCUGGACAAUUAAUUCAGCCUCUUUCUGUUUAAUUUGUAUAUUCAACAAUGUUUUUCCAGAUGUAAAAUGUAGAAAAGGACAUUGAGUUCAAAAUGAAAACAAGAGCGAAACAACUGAUCCUUUUUUAAUCUAAAUCUAUUAUAUCUAAUAUUAUAUAUAAUAUUACAUAUUAUAUCUAAUAUAUCCUAAAAUAUAUUAGAUAUAACAAUAAAAGGUUAUCUGUGAUCGGUUUCACAGUGAUAUUGAUAAUCAUAAUAUUGAUUUAUGACGUGAUAUUGAUUUAUGACGUCACAAAACUCCUGAGCUUUUUCGGUUCUCUGUUUAUGUUGAUCAUACACAGAGAUCAACAUGCAGGACAGUGCAGCUCAGAUAUCACAGCAGUGAGCCAGUGGAGCUUUACUUAAACUCUCUAUGCUAUUCAGAUGCGUAGAGAUGCAGGAAAUUUGAAUCUAAAAUUGAAACUUUCAGCUGCUACAUUUGGUUACUACUUGGGGGCAUUCUCAGGUCAGCUGACUUUUUUAUAUAUAAAAAUAAACUAUUCAGAAUUACAUAUCAGUAACAUACCCGAUAAUAAUGGAGCAGAGCAAUGUGAAUUACUCACAACUGAUCUAAAUUCACCCACAAUAUUAAAAAUGGAAUCACGUUAAAAGCAACACACACUGUUUAAGAAUUUCUCAGCCUUCAUGUUUUAUAAAUCCCCCCUCACUGCUCAAAUAACCUGGGCUGUAUUAGGCUUGCUUUGGGUAUUAGUGGUGGUACAUUUCUAUCAACAAAAAUUAAUAAAACUUUUUUUAAAAUUAGAAUUUGUUUUUAAAAUAUCCUGCCCAUUUUUUGUUGUUGUUUUUUUUUUUUAGAAUAGAACACGUGAAUGACUUUGGAGUGGUUUUUAUAUAAAGACGAUCCAAUCUCCCAACGCUGUUCAGAGUUUGGACAGAUUGCACGCUGCAGGCGGCAAUCUGGAUGUCGGCCGAUUUUCUCCAAUACUAGUUAUGUUUACAUUCAGUUUGUUUCAAGUGAUUCAAUUUCUGUAAGAGCAGAGUUCUGCUGUUUAAAGUCAUAUUUUAAAGGUACACUAUGUAAAGUUGUUUUGUGAAUUAUUUCCACAUAUAAACUUUCUUUAUGUGUGCAGAUUUGAAUCAUUCCAUUUAUAGAAGGAAUGUUCCAGAUACAGCAAUUGAAUCAAACAGCAGAAUUCCUGCUGACCGUUAAGAAAAACAAAUCUUGUUUGCUAAGAAUUUAUGAAAAAGUAAUUGUUCAUAAGCAACACACUCAAUAAGCAAUUGCUCCUGCACACUAUUCUGGAAAUGGUUAUGCUGCCAUUUUAAAAGCAUUUACCAGCUCUGUAUAAAUUGAAAUUAAGGUGAUAUACAAUCUUUACAAAUUACAGAUCAGUGCAUAUAAGGCAAUCUUAUUUUCUGAUAAAACCUACAUUCUUACAAUGUGCAAUAAUUAAUAAAUAAGAAAGAAAUCUUCACCAUGGUAUGACAAAAUUUGUGUUUUGGACUGCUGUUACUGUGUGUUUGCUCUUUUCACAAAAGUUUUAAAAAGAACAAGAUCAAACCAUGAGUCUGGAAUAUAUUAUCAAUAAACCAAUGUUCUUUUUAGUUUUUAUUGUCUUUAGUGAGACUGAAUGUAACUUUCAACACCUAACAUCACGACUUGGUGAAACAAUGAUGACUGUUUUUAAUUGCCUCUUGACCUAAUAUAUUAGCGAUGGCAAUCACCUUUGUUAUGCUGGAAGUUUGACUUGUUCAUACCUUAAAAACAGCAGAUGUUUUGGUUUGGUUGAUUGUUUUUGUCAGGAAGAAAACCUGUUGGGUUCAACUACAAUGUCACAUGGUGCAGGAUGGCAGACUUAGAGGAUAAAAACUGGUUUUCUUCAUGUUUUGAAAGCUUGAUGAAAAAACCUCAACAGUCCACAUAAAAUGAGAUUUAUUACACACAAUAUAGUAUUUAAAACGACACAAUAUGUUUGCAAUAAAAAAAGAAAACAAUCGAUCAAUCAAUUUGAUGUUGAUGUAGUGGUCCAUAAGGCAAAUUAACUUAUGUAAAUUUAAUAUGUUUUGUUUUAUACUCUUUUUUUCUGUUGAAUAAGUUAUGUAAUGUGUUAAUUUGUGGAGGACAUGAUAAAAGAGACAAUUAUUCUCAGGACUUACAAACCAGUGAUUGAAAGGAAACCCAACUAUCCAUCCAGCUGCUUCUCUGAGUCAAGACUGGAUGCAGAGGUGGCUGGACAGACACAAGCAAACACUGGAGAAAAACUGUCAAAUUUUACUUCUCUGUGUCAUGUUUUCACUUCCAUUCAUCCUCUGUGUCAUGUAGCAGUAGCAGUCUUUCAUCACAGGACAGGAAGAGAGGGAUGAAAAGCGAUAACCCCCAAUACACACACUCAGAUCUCUAUUUUUGUACAGAUGACUAGCAGUUGUGGUUAGAGCGCAGGCAGCGCCAUGCCAACAGCAGGAGCUAUCACUGCUGAUUAUGUUGGAAACAAAAAUCACACUCCAUCACCUGACUCCAUUAGUAAAGGUGAUCAAACAUAAAGUAUAUCCUAAAAAUCAAUAAUGUUCUUGUACAAUUCAAAGAAAAAAAGUGUAAAGAUGUUUAUGUUAAUAUAUGUAUAUUACACAUUACUGCUGUCUAUUUUCCUAAGACUGUGCACUGUGUGACUGUUCCUUCUGGUGGAAACUAUUAUUGUUUUCCUUCAUGUUGAUCACACUCAGAUAUAUUUCAUACUUUGUUGUGUGAAUAUUGAGGGUCAUGUUUAGUGAGAACUUUUCCUAAAUGUUAUUCUAUUCCUCCUGCUUUGCUCGAUCCAUACUUUUUAUUGACUUGGUUUCUACUAUUUCCCACAAUCCUCGGGCUGCAUAAGAUAUAUAAUAUCUAAAAUAUUUUGUCACAGGUGUGGCUGCUCCUUUGAUGACAUAUUUAAUUGUAUUUUUCCAUCUAAUUUUCUUAUUUCUCAGUGUUCAGUUUAAAUUGUGACCUUUUACACUGCAGAAAAGUAUCAAUCAGAAACUUUCAAUAAAAAAAUAUUUAAAUCCU